This is a messenger RNA of Striga asiatica, 405 nucleotides long. The record is from the annotation of a GenBank genome assembly. Lineage: Eukaryota; Viridiplantae; Streptophyta; Magnoliopsida; Lamiales; Orobanchaceae.
AUGGGUGCGGGCAGGGCGUCUGGGCGCGCUGGGGCUGGUCGGGACGCGUCUGGGUUCUAUUGGGGCGCAUCUGGUGUCGAUGAGGGUCGUGUGGACUCUCUGGGCCAUGGAUACUACGCGUAUGACGUGCACGCGGAAAGCGAGAAUCACGCGGGCGAAAAGGGUUGGCGUCUAGGGGCGUCGGUUGUGCGCCUGGGUGCGGGCGGUACGCUGCUAGGGCUGCGGAAGCGUCUCGAGAUGGCCAAGGGUCCCACUCCUGCCGUCAGCGCCGAAGGAGGUCAAGAGACCUCCCAAAAGCAGAGGGUCCUCAAACCACGAGGACUACUUUUCGGGCUGUCAACCCCUCAGUUAAAAAAGGAAAGCAAAGGAUACUGUGGCGAUCGAGAUCGACGAGGGUCGGGCUGA